UACUUCUCAGUAUUUUCCAUUGUCAAUUAGUAUAAUCCUCCAUAUAAUAUAAAAAUUUGUAAUUUGUGAACUAUUAGAGAAUUAAUAUGGGAAGAAAGAAGAAAAAGGUUAUCAAACCAUGGUGCUGGUAUUGUAAUCGUGAUUUUGAAGAUGAAAAAAUUUUAAUGCAACAUCAAAAAGCGAAACAUUUUAAAUGCCAUGUUUGUCAUAAGAAGUUGUUCACUGGGCCCGGUCUUGCGAUACACUGCAUGCAGGUGCAUAAAGAAAAUAUUUCUGAAGUCCCUAAUGCAGUACAUGGUCGCACAGACAUUGAAAUUGAAAUUUACGGAAUGGAAGGCAUACCAGAAGAAGAUAUAAGAGAACACGCAAGAAUAAAACAGAAUCAAGGUGGCCCAAGUGCGAAGCGUAAAAAGGUCGAGGACUCUGAUGAUUCAGACGAUGAUGAUAAUAAUGUGCCACAAAUGCCAUUUCCUGGCAUGGUACCUCCAAUGGGUAUGCCUGGCAUGAUGCCCAUGCCAGGCAUGCCACCUGGAAUGAUGAAUAUGAACAUGAAUAUGCCUCCUAUGGGUAUGAUGGGUGGCCCUAUGAUGCCGCCCGGGUCCAACAUGAUGGGUCCAGGGGGAAGAUGGCCAAUGCCUGGCAUGAUGCCUAAUAUGAUGAUGCCAGGCAUGAGGCCUGGAAUGAUGGGUCCUCCUGGUGGUCCCAUGUCAAUGAAUCCUGGCAUGCCACCGGGAAAUGUCCCUGGACCAAUGCCGAAAAAUGGGGCUGAAGGAGGCUCAUCAGAUUCAAAAACUGAGUCUAAUGACCAAUCAGCCCCUUUACCAAAACCACUAUUUCCCGCAGCAUCCCAAAUUCAGCAAAAUUUGAAAAAUUCCACUGAGGGUAGCAAUGAAACAACUCAAUCAUCUUCAAAAUCUACCAUAUCGUCUGGAAGUAGGCUAAUCCAUCCAGAUGAUGAUAUUUCAUUAGAAGAAAGACGUGCAAGAUUUCCAAAAUACAAAAAUCGUUAUGGACCUGGUUCAGACGAACCUCUACCACGUCAAGGUAGUCAUGAUAUACAUCGUGGUGGUGUUGGUGACUAUCCACCAAAACAUGGUGGCGAUUUUCAACCUCCACGUCAUCACCAUAACAUGCCACCACAUAUGAAUCCAGGUAUGCGUGGACGUGGUAGGCCUUACUAGAUAAUUAGAUAAGUUACUCAAAAAGUAUAAAAAAAAUUUGAGACAACAAUUUCAUUAAUUAACAUUCUAUUUCUACUGAAUUGAUGUUGGAACUACCUUCUGGUAUAUAGCACAAGCUGUUAUUACAUAUACCUGUCUUUGAUAAAGAUUAAGAAAUGGUAGUUGAUUUUGAUAUCAAGCUAUGGAUGUUGUACUUCGUGAUAGGACCAAGUUGGUGCACAAAUAUGAUAUGUUGUAUUAUAAUAAUGGCGUUCUAGCAAUAUGAACAAAGUUUUCGGAUUUUGUUUAUUCCCCACCUUUCAUGCCACAGUACCAUUCAUAAAUCUCUGUAUUUUAUCUUGUAACAAAAUAACUAUUCUAUUAAAUACUAAAUCAAUUUGUUGUUUUUCUAAUUCAGUUUUUGAAGAAAAAGCAUCAAAUUUAAGAGAAUUUUGGCUUUUUGGGUAGGGUUGUGUGACCAUGUACUUUCAAUUAACAUUAAUAUGAAUGUUAAUUUGAAAGACCUUUUUUUGAAGUACCUUGUUCCCUAAUCUAAAUGAAAAUAUUUUUGGAAUGAAAAAUUUGAAUUUGUUUAUUGUGCCUAAUUGUUUUUGAUGUAUUACCAUGCGUGGUCAUUGAUAAGACACACAUUUUUAUAUGUGCCUUUUCUUUGGCCAAGUGUAAUUUCCCCAUCAAUUCCUAUACCGAUCCUUGUGGUGAAGUUGGUUGUGUUUCAAGAAUUUGUGGUUUAGGUGUUUAUGGGGAUUGUUCGAAAAUUUGUAUCUUAUUAUUUAGGAGAAGAUAUUUCAUUUAUUUUGGAUAAAAAUUUACGCUUUGGAAGACGAAGUCAUAAAAAAUAACGAUUAAAAUUUGUGUUUGAAUGGCGUCGUUUUAUUUCAUUUUUUUUAUUUGACGAGAUCUAAAUAUUCUGGAUCAUGCGAGAUUGGGGUCAUUUUUAGAAAGUUUAAAUAAUGACCCAUACCGUUGGGAUGUAAAUACCACAGCUGUGUUUUGUAGUUUCGUCCAGUGGUAUACAUUUCAAGAAAAAAAUUGAAAGCUUUUUUGUUUGAUGUUUUUCAUUUUUGCACAAGAUUGAAAUUGUCCCUUCACACCCCAGAGAAUUUCAAUACAAAGUUGUUGAAAAUACAAUGGAGUAGGUAUGUAUUUGCCAUUGAAAGAAACUCUUUGUGUGGAUGAUUGAUAUAGAUUCCUUUCAGUUAUCGUUAAAAUACUGCAUGAAUAUAUUAAAAACGAAUUUCAAAUUUUCAAAAUAUAGUUGUAUUAAUAGAAUUCAAAACAUGAUGGCACUUCAUUGGUUGUCCAUGUUUUCGCCUAGAGAUCAGUCUCUUCUGAAUGUCAUUGCUUUGAGAAAUUAUUUAAUAAUGGGAAGAUUUUUUAAAUAAAUUUUUAGGCAUAAGUUGUGUUUCAUCAUAUAUUUGACUAUGAGUUCAUUCCAGGAAGAUAUUCAGAUUAUCAAGCCAUUAGGCGAAACCAUUUCUAACAAGGCUGGGGGCAAAAUGCCUGUUUUGAUUUUCCAUUCAUUUUCAAUCUUUCAAGCACAAAACUGAAUCUAUGUAUAUUUCGUUACUUGCAUUUCUCCUGAAUGUAUAUUACAUAAUUCAGCCAUAUUUUUCUAUUAAUCUUGCAAAAAUUUUCGUGUUUUGAAUGGUUUAAAAUUUAACAAUUGGUGGCAAUAGAGAGCCAUGAUACAUUCUCCAUAUUGUAUGAUAUGUACCAGAGUACAGAAGUGGAGUAUUUCUUUUCACUGUCUCAUACUACUUGUUUUUGAUACUUGUCAAUAG
Styela clava is the source of this 2962-nucleotide messenger RNA. RefSeq lists its product as uncharacterized. Lineage: Eukaryota; Metazoa; Chordata; Ascidiacea; Stolidobranchia; Styelidae. Gene Ontology annotation, cellular component: nucleus; spindle matrix; kinetochore. Gene Ontology annotation, biological process: mitotic spindle assembly checkpoint signaling; attachment of spindle microtubules to kinetochore; mitotic spindle assembly. Gene Ontology annotation, molecular function: microtubule binding. The record is from RefSeq and is a predicted model, not a curated record.